Colias croceus (clouded yellow) is the source of this 1082-nucleotide messenger RNA. RefSeq names its product gamma-aminobutyric acid receptor alpha-like. Gene Ontology annotation, molecular function: monoatomic ion channel activity; GABA-A receptor activity; neurotransmitter receptor activity. Gene Ontology annotation, cellular component: synapse; membrane; neuron projection. NCBI's taxonomy places the organism in Eukaryota, Metazoa, Arthropoda, Insecta, Lepidoptera, Pieridae. The record is from RefSeq and is a predicted model, not a curated record. Gene Ontology annotation, biological process: chemical synaptic transmission; regulation of membrane potential; nervous system process.
GCGAAUCAGUCAACAUGGGGACAUUCUCUAUUCGAUGAGAUUGACGAUUAAGGCCAAGUGUCCAAUGGAGCUGCGUAAUUUCCCGAUGGACCGUCAGUCAUGUCCGCUUAUCCUUGGAAGCUAUGCGUAUUCAAAUCAGCAAUUAGUGUACCAGUGGCAGAACUCGCAGAGCGUCAACUUUGUCCGGGAAUGACUCUUUCUCAAUUCGACCUCAUAAGUUUUCCUUAUAGAAACUUUACAUUCACAAGACGAGAAGGUGACUUCUCGGUGCUUCAGGUGUCAUUUAAUCUUCAGCGGCACACGGGAUAUUUUCUCAUUCAAGUCUACGUGCCCUGCAUACUGAUCGUUGUGCUCUCAUGGGUGUCGUUUUGGAUACAUCGAGAGGCAACUUCUGAUCGAGUCGGUCUGGGAAUAACCACUGUGUUGACUCUGUCCACAAUAAGUCUAGAUUCAAGGACCGAUCUCCCGAAAGUGCGUUACGCAACUGCCCUAGAUUGGUUCUUAUUGAUGAGCUUCUUCUAUUGUAUCGCUACGUUGCUGGAAUUCGCUGGAGUACAUUAUUUCACUAAGGUGGGCUCCGGUGAAAUAGUAAUAGACGAUUCGGAAUGGGAGGAAUUAAUCGAAGAAGUGGGCGGAGACGCUUACGCGGCCCGGCAGCUCGCAGCGAGGCGGCGGAGCUCCGGCCGCUCUGCUAAUAACUUCAGUUUAUCAUUCCAAGCACAAAGCAACAGUUCAGAGAGUGACCUACCACAACCUCAAGAGGAGCAACCCUCAGUCCGUUUGACGAUGGAGCGGAUGACGCAGACAGAAAACCGGGUUCCCAAGUGGCGACAGGUUUUGUACUGCUUGGCAGGAGAUGAUAAUUAUAGACGGCAGAGGCAAAGGGAAGCAGGUAAUCGCGGCCACAUAAACAGCGUGUCCCACAUCGACAAGGCGGCCCGCGUCUUAUUUCCUGCGUCGUUCGCUUUGCUCAAUCUCUUCUAUUGGAUGAUCUAUGCUUUUACUGACGACGACUUCGCUUGGAGCGACAAUCCCAUCAAUCGAGUUUGAGCUUUUUAAAAUAUUCCCUAAGAAGAUCGAUU